Ilex paraguariensis (yerba mate) is the source of this 420-nucleotide messenger RNA. The record is from the annotation of a GenBank genome assembly. Lineage: Eukaryota; Viridiplantae; Streptophyta; Magnoliopsida; Aquifoliales; Aquifoliaceae.
AUGAAAAACAGGAGGCUGAGCACCUGGGUUGGGUAUAAAGGUCAAAUUUGUAUAGCAGGUAGCCCACUGAAAUUAUUCCCAGCAUUCCAAGACGUGUAUGGAUGGGCAAAUCAGCCCUCCCAAUCUGUUGGCUGUAUUGGUUCACUUUUGUCCAAGGCUAUAUAUAAGUUUCAGCAACAGAUCUAUCCUCUAAUGGCUGCAAUGACCUUUGCUACUGGGAUGUGCAUUUUCCAGCUUACCAGAAACGUACUCCUCAACCCUGAUGUCAGGGUCAAUAAAGCUCACCGUACCACAGCUGUACUGGAAAACCAAGAGGAAGGAGAGAAAUACGCCAUACAUGGCCUCCGCAAGUUUCUUCGAACUCGACCGCCGGAGGUCAUGCCGGCUAUCAACCAUUACUUCUCCAACACUACUGAUUGA